Molecule: messenger RNA, 1024 nt
Organism: Pogona vitticeps (central bearded dragon)
Lineage: Eukaryota; Metazoa; Chordata; Lepidosauria; Squamata; Agamidae
Source: RefSeq, a predicted model, not a curated record
GUUCCACCACUUCGCACCUCUGCCGGCAGCAGGUCUUUUGCAAAGUGAAAGGGCCUUAACUGCCCACUCAAAGUCAAGAUAUCACCAAUACUUUGCAUAAUAGGGAAAGGUUACAGAACCAUCCCCUGCCCCAGCUAUUGUGAGGAUGGCAACUAAACUCAGAGGAAAGCUUGAGAGGGGUUUUCUGGCAACAUCUUUCUCCCUACUAAUCAAAAAGCCCUGUUUUGCUGAAUCCUCCAUGCCCUGGUUCCACUACACCACAAACCUUCCUCUGUUGAUUUCUGCAGGAGACGCUUCUGUGAAGCAGAAAAGCUGUCCAUGACCAGCCAGCACAUGGAGACCCUGGGUCAAUUCAAGAUCACCGCCUGGGAGGAAGAAAAUUUCCAGGGGAAGCGAUGUGAGUUCCUGAUGGAGUGCCCCAGCAUCAUGGAACGUGGCUUCCGCAAGAUUCGUUCCAUCAAAGUGGAGACUGGCCCCUGGGUGGGAUAUGAGUACCCCGAAUACCAGGGACAACAGUUCAUCCUGGAGAAGGGAGACUACCCUCGUUGGGAGGCCUGGAGUGGGAACAGUGGUUACAGGACUGAGCACCUGCUCUCCUUCCGGCCUAUCAAGUGUGCUAACCAUAGUGACAGCAAAGUGACUCUGUACGAGGGAGAGAACUUCCAAGGACGCAAGUUUGAGCUCACCGAUGACUACCCCUCCCUGCAGGCCAUGGGCUGGGGCAACAAGGAAGUGGCUUCCAUCAAGGUCAACGCUGGAGCGUGGGUGGCCUACCAGUACCCAGGCUACCGGGGCUACCAAUAUGUCUUGGAGCGGGACAGACAGAAUGGGGAAUACAAGAAGUACAGCGAAUACAGCACCCAGGCCCAUACCAACCAGAUCCAGUCCAUCCGCCGUGUCCAGCACUGAGCCAUGUCAAAGCAGCAAUUGUAGCAGCAGCAGCAGCAGCAGCAAUACUGGGUUUCCUGCAUACCACCCUUCACCCACACCUGCCUCUGUGCCUAAGGGCGAAACAAGCAGUGGA